Dictyostelium discoideum AX4 is the source of this 1353-nucleotide messenger RNA. RefSeq lists its product as hypothetical. Gene Ontology annotation, molecular function: zinc ion binding. Bases 1 to 1353 code for a protein of 450 amino acids. Lineage: Eukaryota; Evosea; Eumycetozoa; Dictyosteliales; Dictyosteliaceae. The record is from RefSeq and is a predicted model, not a curated record. The transcript has 2 exons. Gene Ontology annotation, cellular component: cytoplasm.
AUGGAUAAAAAAAUAAAUUUAGAUUAUUUAAUUGAUGAUAUUAUUGUAAAUUCAGAUGAUUUAACACCAUUUCAAUGUCAAAUUUGUUUUAAUAGUGUCAUUGAUUUUAAAAAAGAAACCUUAUCAUUUGAUGUUUUACAAUGUAGAAAUGGUCAUAUUUCUUGUCACGAAUGUUGGAAUCGUCAAUUAUCAAUUAAACAAGAAUGUCCAAGUUGUAAAGUUAAAACUUUACCAAGUGAAUUAUCUCGUAAUAUAUUUUUAGAGAAUGCAUUUCGUGCAUUAAAAGUGAUAUGUCCAAAUAAAUUUAAAGAAAGUAAAUUUCAAGGAGAGGCAGUUCAUUGUGAGAAUGGAUGUCCAGAGAUUUUAAAGGUAGAAUUAUUGGAGCAUCAUUUGAAAGAAUGUCAAUAUCAAUUUAUAAAGUGUCCAAACAAUUCAAACAAAUGUAAAUAUAUUAUUAGAAAGAAUCAAAUUGAACAUCACAAUCAAUCGGUAUGCGAUUACUCUUUGAUUCAAUGCGAGAAAUGUUCAGAAUUAAUAGAGAGAAAGAAAUUAAAUAAACAUAUCGAGAGUGAAUGUGACACUCUUAUGAUCACAUGUAGUAAAUGUUCAGCAUCCAUUGGUAAAAAAUUAAUGAAUCAUCAUUUAGAAACCGAUUGUCCAAUGGAGGAGAUUUCAUGUCUCUACAAAGCAGGUGGUUGUAAUAAAAGAUUCCUUCGUUCACAACUUUCUCAACAUUUAUCUGAAAAUAAUAAUCAUAUCUUUUAUAUUCAAAAUGUUAUGGAUUUACAUAAACUUCAAUUGGAUGAAUGUAAUCAAGAUUAUAGAAAAUUAGAAAAACAAAAUAGAGAUUUGGAAAAAAGAUUAUUUUAUUUAGAGAGUACUGUAAAUUCAACUGUAAUAAAUAGUAAACCACAUGAAUGUGGUGGUGGUGGUGGUGGUGGCAGUGGUAAUAAUGUUUAUAAAGGGAAAUGGGUAAUCAAUAAUUGGGAUCGUAAAUUACGUGAAUAUCCAAUAUCAAAGAGUUUAAAUAGUCCAUUCUUUCAAAUUGGUUCUUCUAAAUUCUUUAUCAUGCUCUACCCAAAUGGUAACAAUGAGGUUAAAGGUUUUCUAAGUAUUUUCCUCUAUAAAAUUUAUGAUCGUCCAUCACUUGUAAAAUAUAGUUUAGAAGCUAAAAAUAUUGACCCCACUAAAAAUUAUAAAAAUACUCAUACAAAUAAUUUCAUCAAUAACAAUGGUAAUGGUUGGUUCAAAUGGAUUGAAAAUAAAAGUCAAAAUGGUUUCUUUUCAAAUAAUUCUUUAACAAUUAGUAUUAGUAUUAAAAUUAUUCAAGAUCAUUCAUUAGUUACUGAAUAA